Messenger RNA from Lolium perenne, 1164 nucleotides. The record is from RefSeq and is a predicted model, not a curated record. Lineage: Eukaryota; Viridiplantae; Streptophyta; Magnoliopsida; Poales; Poaceae.
AUGUUUGUAUGUUCUGGACAAUUGGUUAAUAGGGAGAAGAGCUCGGUUUUCUUCUCUCCAAAUACCCCGGCUCAUGUCAGGCAGACGGUAAAGUUGAUUAUUGGUAUUUCGGUCGAAGCCUUUACUGAGCGUUAUUUGGGUUUGCCUACAGCUGUGGGUCGCAUUACUAGUGGAUCUUUUGACUAUAUAGCAGAGAGAAUUCGAGCCAAGAUACAAGGCUGCGAAAGAAUGCUUGCUUGUGCAGGGCGGGAGGUUUUUUUGAAAACUGUAAUACAAGCAAUCCCACUGUAUAGCAUGAGCUGUUUCAAGCUGACAAAGAAAGUUUGCAAGAGCUUUUCGUCAAUUACAGGAAGAUAUUGGUGGAGUAGCUCCUUAGAUCGCAAGUCUGUCCACUGGGUAUCUUGGAAGGAGUUAGCUAAACCGAAGGUUAAAGGAGGUAUGGGGUUUAGGGAUCUUGAAUUGUAUAAUGUUGCUUUACUUGGCAAGCACGGUUGGAGGCUGAUGACUAACCCAAGCUCCCUAUGCGCCAGAGUUCUGAAGGUUUGGAAACUCAAUGUGGUGCCGAUAGUUCGUGUUUUCUGGUGGAGGGUACUGCGAGGUAUUUUUCCAGUUGAAAGCAUCCUAAAGCACCGACAUAUUGCAGAGAUUGCAAGAUGUAAAAUCUGCCUAGAUGCAGAUGAAGAUUUGAUGCAUGCACUCGUGCAGUGCUCGCAUGCAAAGAAGUUCUGGGAGGAGGAAAAAAUAUGGCUCAAAAUCACACUUCCCAGAUUGCAUCCUCAGACUUGGUCGAAGGAUAUUUUAUGUGACCCUCAGUUCACGGAGUCUGAUCGCGCCAAAAUCAUCACGGGUGGAGCGGGUGGUGUUGCCCGCACGACAACUGCUUUCUUGGUAGCAUGGAGUAAGCCCUAUGAGGGUCUUACUGAUCCUCUUACUGCUGAAGCGCUGGCUAUGCGAGAUGGAGUUAUUUUUGCUCGUCUUCGAGGCUUCACAAGAGUGGUUUUGGAGGUUGAUUGCCUGGAGACUGUAAAUCUCUGGAACACUCGUCAUGGUGCUCGUUCGGCCGUGACACCGAUCCUUUCAGAAAUUGGAGAGCUAUCUAGUGUUUUUAUUUCUUUUGUUGUUAAACAUUUAGAAGAACCUAUUAACAAAUAUGAUAUUUUGUAG